Messenger RNA from Xyrauchen texanus (razorback sucker), 2991 nucleotides. Its product is annotated as F-box only protein 43-like. NCBI's taxonomy places the organism in Eukaryota, Metazoa, Chordata, Actinopteri, Cypriniformes, Catostomidae. The record is from RefSeq and is a predicted model, not a curated record. Gene Ontology annotation, biological process: regulation of mitotic nuclear division; negative regulation of meiotic nuclear division. Gene Ontology annotation, cellular component: nucleus.
ACAGUUGCAGCAGUGUGCGUGUGUUUGUUUAUACGGGCGGGCACACGCUCAGGCUGUGUUGUGCACGCGCUUAACAAUCGGCGCAAAGUUUGAAUCUUGAGGAGGGAAACUGCCGAGCACAUCACCAUAGCAACUGUAACCGACUCCCGCUGUCAAAACCGUUUUUAAACCAGCAUCUAAUGAGAAUUUAAUGAAAACAACUAACACACAAAUUGAUGAGCUUAAUUUAUCCAACCUGUUUUCAGAAAGCUUCCUGACUGGUCAAUUUACUAACGUUAAACAAACUACAUGAGGUUUCCAGCAACAUGUACGAGCUAGUGUGAACCGUGAGCACUACUUAGUGUAGUAUGAUACUUGACUCUCAUAGAUUAACCCCUUAAUUUUUUCUUGUAAGGUUGACUGUGGUCCGUUAAGGGUUUGAAGGCUAUCUGAAGGUAAUGGAGGGCACACAGACGAAGGGCUUGAAAUAUCAGAUAUGUGGCUCUUGUCAUGGAAGCAGCCACAUGGAGCGUCUUUACACGCCCAGGAAAGAAUCCGGGCUGAGCAGCACCAAGGAAAACCAUGAGCUGGACGCGUCUCAGAAUUCACACAGAAAAGACCAGAGACGGCCAAAGGACCCUAUGAAAGAGUCUAAGAGAGAACCAUCAGUCCAAACGGGAUUGUGCGAGACUCCAAAGGUAAUAAAAAAGGACCCGUCGCUCCGCAGACGUCUGCUCGUCUCCUGUUCAUCCUCUGAUGGUAGGAAGAGUGGCAAUGCCACACCCGGAGAAGCCUCCAGAGAUCCCGGCGAGAGCUUCGACUCCCCAGACAUCAGCCCGACUGGACUGUUGUCCUACAGCACUUUGAGUGCCGAUUCAGAUUUCUCCUGUCGUAAACGGCGUCUGAUGUUCUCUCAAGUGAUUACUUCAACCCUUGAGACUGGCAGGAGUGGCGUCCAGAUGAGUCCCGUGCUGUUUCAGAACCAGGUCACCGAUGCCCUCACUGAACCAGAUCUUGACGAAAGCAUCAUCGCUGGUCUUCCUAGCUCUCCACUAGCUGGCAAAAACUUCCAGUCCCCUGUCAGCACAGAGAAACCCAGUGUUCUGGUCACCCCCACCUUAGCGUCCGAGGACAGUGGCUUCAGCUCGUUGGGUCUGGACAAAUCACAGGACGACUCGGUGGAUCAUGACGGCUCUUUCCAGGAGCUUGUGCUGCCGUCGUCUUCAUGUGGCAAGAGACGCUCGCGGCUGGAGAGACAGCGAAGGCUGUCCACGCUCCGAGAAGGGGGUUCACAGUCUGAGGAUGGACCCCGAGACCAGCGGUUGAGGCACAGUGACCCGAAUGCCCACAUGUGUAAGGACGAAGUGUUUCUGGACAGAACCCCGCUUAGGGAUACCACGCUAAAGAUGGAGGAUCUGUCCCUGACUCCAGCACUGCAGUACGUUCAUGUGAUAAGUCGCCGCAGCACACGCAUGUUACAGCAGCAAACCAGUUUAGAGGAGCUGCUGCGUGUGACGGAGGAAGAUGGACCUAUCAGAACCAGCCUGCCUCUCUCUGGGCUCAUCGGACGCAAAAUGGGCCUGGACAAGGUGGACAUCAUCUCAGAACUGAAGAUGCGAAACCUGAGACAUGUGCUAGCCGUUAUCCUGAGCCUUCUGUCUGCUGCUGACGUUUACAGGUUCGGCCACGUGUCCGAUGAAUGGAAUGAUGUCAUCACGGAGGAUAAGAAAGCGUCCCACAGGAGAAGAUGUCACGUCAGAGAGUUGAAGAGUGCACUAGAGGCUGGUAAAGCAGGUCAUGUUGUAGAUGCUGACACCAGGUUGGCGCUGGCGUGCAGGUCGGCUCUGAGCAGUGUGCAGGCUCAAGCCCGGACACCCCACACACACCAGUCCUGCACCCCGACCCGACACCCAGAGCGCCACUGCAGCAGCAAACGUGUGGAGUUCCUACAGAUUGCUAAAACUCUGUUCAACGAUGAAUAUCUGAAGUCGUGUCCGCGCUGUCAGCAUCCGGCGCGCUGUCACUCUCUGCGUGGUGAGGGGGUGUGCAGCUGGACCGACUGUCUGUUUCAGUUCUGCACGUCCUGUUUGUGUGCGUUCCACGGGUCCAAAGACUGCGCACACCUGUCUGCCAAACGCAGGAGCAAGAGAGACGUGCUGCCUGGCAGUGCCCAGAGCAAGCACAACGUCAAGCGGCUCUGACUGUGUGUGUGUUUUUAAUGAUGAUGUUUUGAUGAAUUUUGCACUUUUGUACAGCAGUUAUUUUGGUCUUGUGUGUUUGUUUGUACAUAUUGCUCUUUACAUGCUUGGUUUUUUAUACAUAGUUUUAAAUAAAGCACUUUUUUUACCUUAAACUUCCUUAAAUGUUGUUUAGUUAUAACACACACACACACACACACACACAGUAUUUACCAUAGAUAUAUCGAUCGAAUGUUUUGGCUUUAUUGAUUGAAUUUAGUUAAAUAUUACUUGAGAGAGAUAUAUGUAUUUGUUGUUUACAUAUAAUUGUUUAGAUGUCCGACAGUGGUUCAGUCCAAGUGUCUCCAGCGAGUCGGUCCACUGUCGGACAUGUUUGGGAAGCUCUCGGGAGGAUAUCUCCAGUCAUGUCAGGAGAGUUUCUGUCUACUUGAAUGGAGAAACACUGAAAUCUCUGAAACUGUUGGUCCGGGUUCGGAUCAAAGAACACAUCUGACGAUACUGGAAUCAUAAAUUGUGUUUCUUUACCUCAUAUUACGCUAAAACACUUUUCCCGGCUUGUAUAGCUAAUGCUCACGCGCGUUCUGCAGUUGAUUGACAGGUGAUGUUUGUAUCUGAAGGGUGACUGAAUCUUUUACCUAGUGGGUCUUUGCGCUCCAGUUUCUCCCAUUCAUUGGAAUAAAGCGACUCGUCUCUGCUGAAUGAUCUCUGGUUCAGUCGGACACUUCACGGGUUUGAAUCCGAACCGAACUCUUCUAAAUGACUCGCGCGGAUCCUGGUGUGUGUGUGUGUGUGUGUGUGUGUGAGCGAGCGUGUG